AUGCAUCUGAAGCUCGAAUACUGCAUGGUGCGAAUGUUUCUCGGCAGAAUAUUCAUCCUCCCGCAGGAUGGUCCGCUCGACAGUGGCAGCCGCUCAACACCAUCAUCUGACACGCCCUCUCGGAGUCCACGGGCCGCCCUCGUACGCGACUGCGCCGAGGCCGCGCUGUCGGUGGUCGAUGCGUGCCGCGUCAUCGCCCGGGGAGUCGGGCUUGCGCGUGCGUCGUACACAGAGUUCAGCUCGUGCCGGGCUGCCCUCCUGGUCAUCACGACACAGUGCCUGACCCCGUCGGCGGCGACGACGCAGGGCGCGGACCGGUUCCGGCAGGCGCUGCGCGACGGCGUGGUGAUGCUCAAAGACAUGUCGUCGGGGAGCCAGUCAUGGCACUCCGAGGCCUCGCUGAUCGAAGCCUUUGAGCGGGCGAUUGCGGGCAUGGACACGCGCGAGGCCGCCGCCGCCGCCGCCGCGGAGGGCCCCGAGGAGUCCGACUACGCCAAGUUCAAGAAGUGGGAGCAGAUGGUGCAGAAGCACCCGUCGGCGCCCGAGUCGACGGCCAGCCUGGUUGGGUCGGAGGAUAUUGGGCCGCUGGCGGGUGGUCAGGGCUGGAGGCCUGCGGAGGCGGCGUGGAGAGAGGACGGUGGCCUGAUGCCGUCGUGCACGCCGUUUUUCGGAGUCGAUGGGAAUUUUGCGUCGUUUCCGGAGAGUCUGGAUGAGCUGCCGUCGUUUUUGGAUACGAACUUUUAA
Messenger RNA from Cordyceps fumosorosea ARSEF 2679, 744 nucleotides. RefSeq lists its product as hypothetical. The transcript has a single exon. NCBI's taxonomy places the organism in Eukaryota, Fungi, Ascomycota, Sordariomycetes, Hypocreales, Cordycipitaceae. The coding region runs from base 1 to 744 and encodes 247 amino acids. The record is from RefSeq and is a predicted model, not a curated record.